Molecule: messenger RNA, 4545 nt
Organism: Saccharomyces eubayanus
Lineage: Eukaryota; Fungi; Ascomycota; Saccharomycetes; Saccharomycetales; Saccharomycetaceae
Gene: NUP170
Product: Nup170p
Exons: 1
Coding region: 1-4545 (1514 amino acids)
Biological process (GO): protein import into nucleus; RNA export from nucleus; protein localization to nuclear inner membrane
Cellular component (GO): nuclear pore inner ring; nuclear pore
Molecular function (GO): structural constituent of nuclear pore
Source: RefSeq, a predicted model, not a curated record
AUGUUUCAAAGCUCUUCCCACUACAAUGGGUCCACUGUUGCCGGUGAAACGUUCUCGGACAGCAGAUCGUACCCUUUAACGAACCAACAAGAAGCAUCUAACGCUGGCUUGAAUGGCCUGACUUUGUCCACGACGAAGCAACAGCAGCCACAGCAGCCACAACAACAACAACCAAUGCAUUUAUUAAGCUCAUAUCCAAUUGCCGGUUCCAAUCCGCUUAUGAGAGCGGGCGCCAUAGGGGCCACCUCUGGUAGCAUCAAUCCUAGUAUGUCCAACACGAAUGAGCACAUUCGUGUUUCUGGGAUGGGGACUUCCAAGCCACUGGAACUGGCGGGGAAGUACAUUGAUCAUUUGCAGCAUAAGGACACUAGCACCCCCGUACUCGAUGAAAGAUCGUACUAUAACAGCGGGGUGGACUAUAAUUUCAGUAAAGAAAAAAAUGGUUUGGGAGCGUUUACUCCUUUCGAAAGACAGGACAUAUUUAACAUUCCAGAUGAAAUUUUACAGGGGGUUUCCACUUCAGAAACAAGAACAGAUAUGGGUAUUUUUCCCGAAUUGAACCGAUGUUGGAUAACUAUCGAUAAUAAACUGAUACUCUGGAGCAUUGACAAUGACAACGAGUACCAGGUGAUAGACGACAUGAAGCACACUAUCCGUAAAGUGGCCUUGGUAAGACCCAAGCCGAACACUUUUGUGCCCACUGUUAAACAGUUGCUUUUAAUAUGCACCACGAUGGAUCUUUAUAUGUUUGCCAUUUCCUUGGACAAGACCACCAAUGAACUAAGUGUGUUCAAUACACAUUUAUCUGUUCCUGUGCAAGGAAUUGAUAUAAUAGACAUAGUGUCUCAUGAACGAUCAGGUAGAAUUUUUUUCGCAGGACAGGGCAGUGGUCAGAACAUUUGGGAGUUGCAGUAUUCGGGCUCAGACGAUUGGUUUAAUAGUAAAUGUAGUAAAAUUUGUUUGACGCAGUCUACUUUAUCUAGUCUUUUACCCACUAAUUUGCUAUCUCAAAUUCCAGGAGUUGAUUUCCUUCAUUCGUUUUUUGAAGACAAUUCCAACAGUAGUGGCGGUUUCGCCCAAGAAACCAUUACACAAUUAACCAUCGACCAACAAAGAGGUAUCAUUUAUUCAUUGUCUUCUAAAUCCACUAUCAGGGCAUACGUAAUAACAGAGAAAUCGUUAGAGGGACCCAUGUCCAUUGAACCAGCCUAUAUCAGCAGGAUCAUAGGUACUACUACAGCAAGAGCCGCACCAAUUCUGGGCCAUAAAUACUUAAAAAUUGUUAAAAUAAGUUCUGUCACGCCAGAAGAGAGCAACAAUUUAUUUUUGGUAGCUUUGACAGUAGGCGGUGUGCGUUUAUACUUUAACGGUUCCAUGGGUAGAUUCAACAUUGAAGCUUUGAGACUAGAAUCUAUCAAAUUCCCUCCUAGUUCUGUGACCCCCGAAGUCAUUCAACAAGAACUACUACAUCAACAACAAGAACAGGCAAAGAGAAGUUUUCCAUUUUUUUCAAACUUAAUGUCUUCAGAACCAGUUCUCUUGAAAUUUCAAAAGAAAUCGUCUGUAUUACUGGAAACUACAAAAGCAAGUACCAUUAUAUCCCCCGGCAUAUUUUUCUCUGCUGUUAUUAAGUCAUCUCAGCAAUUACAACAGACAAAUAAAAAAGAAAACCUUUCCAUCAGUGGCGUAUCUGCAGCAACUACUUCAUCUACAGCCGCCAGACAGCCACCAGCUACUUUGCAACACAAACUUUUUGUUAGUGUACCAGACUAUGGUAUUCUAAAAACCCACGGUAAGUAUGUUGAAAAUGCUUCGUUUUUAGAAACCACGGGCCCAGUUCAACAAAUAGUUCCAUUAUCAGGACUAUUCAACGCAACUACAAAGCCACAGGGCUUUGCCAACGAAUUUGCUACACAAUACACAUCAGAGAAUUUACGAGUGGCAGUCUUGACAAAUACGUCUGUGGAAAUCUACAAAUAUCGUACCCCUGAUGAAAUUUUCGAGGACCUAAUUGAUAAUCCGCUGCCAUUUGUGUUAAACUAUGGUGUUGCAGAGGCUUGUUCCACAGCGUUAUUUGUUACGUGCAAAUCAAACAAGUCUGAAAAAUUAAGAUCCAAUGCUUUAACUUUCUUGACAAUGGGUAUACCCGGCGUUGUAGACAUCAAACCAGUCUACAACCGUUAUUCCGUGUCCACUGUAUCCUCUUUGUUAUCCAAGCCUUCCUUGUCCACCACCACAACAAGUCUCCAACAGUCAUUAACCAGUUUCAACAAACCUUCCACUACAAAUAAAGAAGAUUUUGAUUUAGAUGAUGUGAUACUAUCUCCAAGAUUCUACGGUAUUGCACUAUUAAUCACGAGGCUAUUUCGUGACAUUUGGGGAAGUCACGUCUUUGCAACUUUUACAGAAAGCAGAACAGACCUUCAAACUUAUAACAACCCUUCUCUUUCACUCACCGCACCUAUUAAUAGUUCUGAUACCACCUCACAGACGAAUGAUGCUUUAAAAAAAAAAAACCUAAUUUCAAAAGUCUCCAUCUCCAAGGAAUGUAUUGAGUAUUAUCUUUCUUCAGUUAAUAUUUUGAAUGAAUUCUUCAUCACUUAUGGCGAUUCCAUUUCCCAAAUAUCAGCUCCAUAUUUGCUAUCAAACAACUCGAACGGUAGAGUGGUUGAUAAAACCGAAGAAGUCGCAAACCAGGCAGAAAGCAUCGCUAUUAACGCUUUAAUAAAAUUGGUUCAAUCUAUAAAAGAAGGCCUAUCUUUCUUAAACGUGUUAUAUGAAGAAAGCGAAGUCGAAGGAUUUGACAGCCAAUUCCUCGGUUUCAAAGACAUAAUAAGUUUUGUUAACCUGGAUGUGCAAAGGGACUUAGUAAAACUGGACUUUAAAGAUCUAUUCACUCCCAAUGAAAGAACGAAAUCAUUAGUUAGAGAAAUUUUGUUGUCUAUCAUCAAUAGAAACAUUACUAAAGGAGCAUCCAUCGAGUAUACUGCAACAGCGUUACAAGAGCGUUGUGGCUCAUUCUGUUCUGCUAACGAUAUAUUAGGAUUUAGAGCCAUUGAACAUCUCAGAAGAGCUAAGGAAAUUGGAUUACGCAACUAUGAUUCAUUAAACUAUCAUUUGAAAAAUGCUACUAAUCUUCUCGAACAAAUUGUAGAUGAUCUAUCUAUCGAGAAAUUAAAAGAAGCGGUAUCGAUGAUGUUGAGUGUAAACUAUUAUCCAAAGUCUAUCGAAUUCUUAUUGAAUAUCGCGAACUCCAUGGAUAAGGGGAACUUAGCUUGUCAGUAUGUGGCAAAUGGAUUUUUGGAGAGUGACGAAAGAAAGCAAUACUACGAUAAGCGUAUCCUAGUUUACGAUCUGGUUUUCGAAACUUUAAUUAAAGUAGAUGAACUAGCUGAAAUGAGAACUCCAUCCAAGACCCAAAAACAAAUCUCCAUAUCUAAUGACGAUGAAGUGAAACUGAGACAAAAAAGUUACGACAUUGCCCUCAAGUAUAACGACAAACUAUUCCAUUAUCAUAUGUAUGAUUGGUUUGUAUCGCAGGACAGAGAAAAUAGGUUAUUAGAACUUGAAACUCCAUUCAUACUUCCUUAUUUAAUGGAAAAGGCAGGUAGUUCACUAAAAAUCUCUAAUGUUCUCUGGGUUUAUUAUUCAAGAAGAUCUAAAUUUUUUGAAUCCGCUGAAAUCCUUUACCAUUUAGCCACGUCGAAUUUUAAAAUUACACUAUUUGAAAGAAUCGAAUUUCUUUCACGUGCUAAUGGCUUUUGUAAUAGCGUGUCCCCAUUAAGCCAAAAACAAAGAAUUGUACAACUAGCUAGUCGAAUUCAAGAUGCGUGUGAAGUCGCCGGUAUUCAAGGUGAUAUAUUAUCGCUUGUUUAUUCAGAUGCAAGAAUCGAUCCCACAAUUAAGGACGAGUUGAUCAAAACGUUGGAUGGUAAAAUCUUGAGUACAAGCGAGCUGUUCAAUGAUUUUGCUGUGCCCUUGAGUUAUCAUGAAAUUGCCUUAUUUAUAUUCAAAAUAGCAGAUUUCAGGGAUCAUGAGAUGAUUAUGGCCAAGUGGGAUGAACUGUUUCAAUCUUUGAGAAUGGAACUCAAUGCUACCGGAAAGAAAGAAGACUCAAUGAACUUCAUCAACCUACUGUCUAACGUAUUGAUUAAAAUUGGUAAGAACGUUCAAGACUCUGAAUUUAUUUUCCCUAUUUUCGAGCUAUUGCCUAUUGUUUCUAAUUUUUUUUAUGAAACACUUCCCAAAGAGCACAUCGUACCGGGUUCAAUAGCGACGAUCUUCAUUACAGCUGGCGUUUCUUUCAACAAGAUGUACUAUAUUUUAAAAGAAUUAAUCGAAACAUCAGACUCCGAUAAUGCCGUAUUCAAUAAAGAAAUGACUUGGUUAAUCCACGAGUGGUACAAAUCGGAUAGAAAAUUUAGAGAUAUCAUUUCCUAUGACGAUAUUGUAAAUCUUAAGGAAUAUAAUAUCGAAAAUGAUCCAAUUGAAAAGUACGUCAAGAACACUGGCAAUAACUUAGGUAUUUGUUUCUACAAAGAAUAA